UUAUGAGCAACUAUUGUCAUCCUCAAUACAAAAUUUGUUGUCCAUUUUCUCCCUUAAAUGUGUUUGGCGCCAAAUAUUCAAACGCAUCGACCGGAAGGGGAAGAAGGAACCUGAUUGGCGGGAAAGUUAAGAUGUCGGGCUGCGUGCGCCAAACGUCAUCGAAUCGAUCGCACAUUUCCAAAAUGGUGGAGGUUGUGGACGACGUUAUCAUGGAUUGCCAGGAAAACGAUGAAAUUCUACUUAAAAGUGCCGACGAAAUGGCAGAACUGAAAAAAGAGAACGGAAACCAACUAUUCAAAGUCAAACAGUACAGAUCGGCUCUUCCAUUUUACACUGAGGCCAUCAACCUCUGCCCGGACACUCCAGCUUAUUAUGGCAACAGGGCCGCCUGCUAUAUGAUGCUCAAUAAGUAUCGGGAGGCUUUAGACGAUGCCCGCAAAAGUGUACAGCUAGAUCCGAAGUUUCUGAAAGGAUAUACGAGGAUCGCCAAAUGUGCGAUCAACUUGGGUGAUUUGGUGACCGCAGAGUCCGCAGUAAAAACGGCCGAACAGCUGCAAACCGGAUCGGCCACAAACGAGCUAAAAUCGAUACAAAAGAUAAAACAAUUCGAAGAGGACGGCGCCAAGGCGUUUGAGGGCAAAGAUUUUCGGAAAGUGGUUUAUUGUAUGGACAGGUGCUUGGACGAGGCGCCCACUUGCGAAAAAUACAAACUGAUGAAGGCCGAAUGUUUGGCGUAUUUGGGCAGAUACCAGGAAUCUCAGGAGAUCGCCAACGACAUUUUACACGUAAAUAAGGGAAGUGCCGAUGCAAUUUAUGUCAGGGGGUUGUGCUUGUACUAUGAAGAUAACAUCGACAAAGCGUUCAGUCAUUUUCAACAGGUGCUCAGAUUGGCUCCGGACCACUCUAAAGCGAUGGAACAAUACAAGCGAGCCAAACAGUUAAAAAAGAAAAAAGAGGAGGGAAACGAGGCCUUUAAAUUCUGCAAAUUUGCUGACGCGGUUAAACUGUACACCGAAGCCCUAGAAAUCGACCCCUUGAACAAAAAGACCAACGCCAAACUAUACUUUAACAGAGCCACAGCCUUGUCGAGAUUAGUGAAGAUCAAGGAAGCGAUCGCCGACUGCAGCGCCGCCCUAAACUUGGACGAAUUCUACUUGAAAGCGCUACUGAGACGUGCCAAAUGCUACUCGGACAUCGGGGAGCACGAGGAGGCCGUGAAGGAUUACGAGAAAGUUUUCAAAUUGGACAAGAGCCGGGAGAAUAAACGUUUGUUGCAGGAGGCCAAGUUGGCGCUGAAAAGGAGCAAGAGGAAGGACUAUUAUAAGAUAUUGGGCAUCGAGAGGAACGCCAACGAGGACGAGAUUAAGAAGGCGUACAGGAAACGGGCGCUGAUCCAUCAUCCGGAUCGGCACGCGAACGCGACCGAUUUAGAGAAGAAGGAACAAGAGAAGAAGUUUAAGGAGCUCGGAGAGGCUUAUGGGAUUCUAUCGGAUCCGAAGAAGAAGGCGCGUUACGAUAACGGCCAGGAUAUGGACGAUUUUGACGGAGGAAUGUCCGAUAUCGAUCCAACCCAGGUCUUCCAGUCGUUCUUUAGCGCCGGGGGCGGAGGCGGCGGCGGCGCCCACGGGCAAGAAUUCAACUUUGGCGGAUUCCCCGGUGGAUUUUCCUUCCAGUUCGGUUAAAUUCGCAAAAAAAAAACACGCACGUUUCUCGUUCUGUACAUUCCUCUUCAUACUUUUUCGCGUUAAAAACGUUUAAACAUUUAUACGCCUUUCAUGAGUGCGCACCUUUUCAGUUUCUUUUUUGUAUAUAGCUUCCUCUAGUUUUUUUUUUUUAAUUUCAGAUUAAUCCAUGUAUCUGUAAUGACUAUUAAAGUAUUUAUGGUUUAGCUGUA
This is a messenger RNA of Anthonomus grandis grandis, 1894 nucleotides long. RefSeq names its product dnaJ homolog subfamily C member 7-like. Gene Ontology annotation, molecular function: protein binding. The transcript is spliced from 7 exons. The coding region runs from base 3 to 1682 and encodes 559 amino acids. The record is from RefSeq and is a predicted model, not a curated record. Lineage: Eukaryota; Metazoa; Arthropoda; Insecta; Coleoptera; Curculionidae.